Molecule: messenger RNA, 733 nt
Organism: Aspergillus brunneoviolaceus CBS 621.78
Lineage: Eukaryota; Fungi; Ascomycota; Eurotiomycetes; Eurotiales; Aspergillaceae
Exons: 1
Coding region: 123-578 (151 amino acids)
Source: RefSeq, a predicted model, not a curated record
GAUUUUUCAUCAUAUCUCUUCCUAGUCUCCUAGUCUAUCAUCUCAUUCAGCGCAUCUCAUGCUCGGUUAGUGUUACUGUUCCAAUUUUCCGUUCCGUUACAAUUUUUCACCUGCUUGGUCUUAUGUCAGCCCACUCUGUCAAGGAGCAGGCCGUCAAAAGUGUAGAUUUCUCCAAGCUUCUCGAGCUAACGACUCUAUCAGGCCUUCUGCCAAAGAUUGGAAGGGUGUCUCACUGGUCUUCUUUUGCUCAUAAUCUAGGAAAGAGUGAGUGUUCUCUUUCGUCUCCCUCAUCGUGCUGCAUUCCCGAUGGCCGCAUUGCGCGACGAUUCUUGCAAGUUUCUUUCGCCGCUGUCCCCGAUUUUUGCUCCCGUCCACGAUCUGCCUACAUUCAAUUCUCCACGAUGCGCUUGAGAGGAACAAUUGCAUGCGAGUCAUAUGCAGCAAUGUGGCGGAGCUCUGAUAACUUCCACUGUUGUUGCCCAAGUCCUCGGGGGGGGGGGAAAGUUGCAUGGCCCCAAAUCUUUCCAAUGCAACCACCGGCGCCCAGCUCAACAAAUACUGCAAGCACACUUUAUUGAAUUCGGAACCGCUGACGGCGAUGACUAUAAUCACACAUAGGCUCGUUCCAUUCUUCAGCAAUGUUGUUGUAUCGCCGAGCCUGCUACAAGUGUGGCAACCUUGGCCACUUUGCUGGUUAGUUGAUGGUUCAAAAAACUGCUUGUAGCCCAGGCCA